GUGAACAUUUUUAUUUUCUUUGUUUGUCCGUAGAAAUUAGCGUUGACAUUUAGGGUUCGUUUUCACUUUCAGGAGAUGAAGUAAGAGAGAGAAAGUAGACAGAUAGGGAGAGAUUUUGGGGUUAAUGAUGCAGAAAGAGCACUUUAGGGUUAGGGUUUCAAGGUAUGGGUUCUUCAGAGAAUGACAACACCUCCACCACUACUACCUCCGUCCCGGCGGCUCCGCCGACCGUCGCUUCCGCCACUACCUGCUCAUCAGACUCUGUUGCAGUCCCGGACUCUGCUAUAUUUAGUUACAUAAGCGACCUAUCCCCUAUAAAGCCUGUGAAGGCUGCACCUGCAGGGGAAGUAUUCCCAGGUCUUAAUUCUCCUCCCAUCGUAUUCACGUCACCUCAUCUUGUUCAUCACCAACAAACAACUGACUUGAAAAGGUCUCAGUGCUUACAAUCAUGUUCUGCAGAAUUACAUGAAGAGGAUAUUGAAGCCAAUAAAGUUGAGACAUCGGAUGAAUUUGAGAAAUCUAAAACCCAAACCAGCAGCGAAUUAAUGCCAUGCAUUGAAAAAGGGUAUAAAAAUAACCAUUCUGUGCAAGACCAGUCUUCUAGUCACUUAGGAUAUAUUGAUGAAAACUUGGUUAAUGCUGUGGAGGUCGGAUGUAAAUCUGCAAAUUCAGAUGGUUUAGGCAUGAUACAAUCAGAUGAUAUGCCUCAAUCGUUGGAUGAUUCAACUAUUUCAAAGGAACCAAUGAUAAAAAUUGACAACACAAAUGAUACGAGGCAAGAUGCAGACAAAGCAAUUGUUUCUUUUCCGGCCACGCUAGAGCUUUCUGAGAAGAACAUCCAAAGAAAGUCAUCAUUCCAUGGCAAGCCUGUUGAAACUUAUGUGAAGCAUGGAGCCAGCGAGAUGCCAUCUAGUGUAUGCACAAAAGUUGAAACUGGUUUGCCUUCAAUUCAAGGAUAUGAAGGCUGCGGCAAGAGUGCUGGACAAGCAUUGGGUGACCUUGUUGAGAAUACAAUCCUGCAUGAUCCCAAGGGUCAACGCCAUCAUGGCAUGCAUAUACGAAGCCUACGGUUUGAAGAGGUUCAAACUAAUAGCAUAACAAACAAUCCUGGUUCAAGGAGCCCCUCGAAUGUUGUUACUGCUUCAAAGUUACCUGCUACUUCUUCGGACUUGGAAGUUCCCGAGACAUCUCAUCCAGAAAUAAAUGCAACUUCCUGUAAUAGGCAACAGGUUAACUUGACCCAGGCCAUAAUUUCUGUGGUUUCUUCUAGAAAUAAUGAAAAGUGUAGAUCAACAAAUUCCAGGCCAUCAGGUAUUGGUUUGCACUUAAAUAGUGUUGUAAAUGCCAUGCCAAUGGGCUGUGGUGCUAGAGGAAGCAUGGAUUUAGAUGAGAGAAGUUCAAUGAAUGUACAACAGAGAAAGUUGCUAACUCAUAAGGACUGUUGUCAACCAGACAUGAAUAGCUCAAUUUUGUCAAAUGUGAAAGAUAAAGUUUCAACAAGCAGCAAAUCUGGUAGUCACGGAACUCAAGCCCUGGUAGCUGCAAGUUCUCUUUGUUCUCAUUCUCCCCAAAUUGUGAUAUCUUCAAAUGAUCCUACACUAUUGGAGCAAAGUGAUUACCAGAACAUUUCAUGUGACAAAAGAAAGUCUAACCCUGAACAAAUUUGCAUUGUUGGGGAGUUGAAUCAACCAAGCCCCAGAAAGAAAAGGAAGAAAGCAAUGGCCACCGGCGAUGGUGAUGGUUGCAAGCGCUGCAAUUGUAAGAAGACUAAAUGUUUGAAACUGGUUUUUGCAAGUCAAUAUUACUUGUCCUUUUGCAGAUAUUGCGACUGUUUUGCUGCUGGAAUCUACUGUGCUGAACCUUGUGCUUGCCAAGGAUGCUUUAACAGACCUGAGUAUGAAGGUACAGUGCUUGAGACUAGGCAACAAAUUGAAUCCCGUAAUCCACUUGCGUUUGCUCCAAAAGUUGUACGACGUCUCACAGACUCUCCUGCAAACAGUAAUAAAUUUCUGCAGGAAGAUGGCAGUAAUUCAACACCAUCCCCAGCUAGGCACAAAAGAGGCUGCAAUUGCAAGAAGUCAAUGUGCUUGAAAAAAUACUGCGAGUGCUAUCAGGCUAAUGUGGGGUGCUCUGAUGGAUGCCGGUGUGAAGGAUGUAAAAAUAUGUAUGGCAGAAAAGGAGAAUAUGGCAUGGCUAAGGAUGUCUUAACCGGCGGCCCUGGUAGUGAAAAACUUGAAGAUACAUUUGAUGCAAGGCUGGAAACGGUGUCAAGCCAAGGUGGUUUAUUGCAGACUGAGCUGUGUAAUCCUCACGACUUGACACCUUUGACACCGUCAUUUCAAUUCUCAGACCAUCGAAAGGAUAUGUUGAAGCCUCGGUUUUCUACCAGAAGAUUCACUUUGUCACCUGAGUCCAGUCUCAUUCUCUUACCAAAAUCACCAGGAUCUCCUGAAAGUUACGAUAAGCAUGACAUGCCACCAAAAUCUACAAAAAAUAUUCAAGACAUGGUCUCUAGUCAUCAGGAAUCAUUUUGUAGCAAUGUGGAGACAGUGGGUGACUUAUCACCACAAUAUAGUGGACUUGCCAAUUUAUGUGAUCUCAGUAUGCUGCCUAAUCCUCCCUCAAUGGCCAUAGAUUAUUCAGCAUCAACAACCACAAGUGACUGGACAAUUACUUCAAGGGACCAAUUCUCUCCUGGAAAUGGCCAUUUUUCAUCACUGAGCUCCCUUCGUUGGCAGAGUCCAUCAGUCACUCCUGUUUCUAAAUUUGGUGGAAUCAAGCUUCUCCAGUCGUUUGACUCCAAUGAAAAACUUAACAAUAUACUGGAAGAUGACACACCUGAGCUACUAAAGGACACUUCCAGCCCUGCCAAUUCUGUCAAAGUUAGCUCUCCAAACAAAAAGCGUGUUUCUCCUCCUCAUAGUCGCCUUCACGAGCUUGGUUCUAGCUCUUCAGCAGCAGGCUUGAGAAAUGGUCGGAAGUUCAUAUUGCGGGCUGUGCCUUCUUUCCCACCUCUUACACCAUCCAUUGAUUCCAAGGACACUAGCUCUCAUGGUAUAAAUGAUCGCCAGGAGAGUAGUACAGGAGAUGAAAAUCAACAGGGGAACUGAAGUGGCCAUGUGCGUGAAGGGUCGAUGCACAAUGAUGAAGGUUCCAUACUGCUACAAUUUCUUCAUAUGAAUCCUCAUCUGUUUGAAGAAUCACUGCUUCUCCUAUGUUGCAAAACCCCCUCUGAGAUCUGCCCUUACAGAUAUGGUUAGAGGCAACCGAUGUUUGUGCUUAUUGAAUAUGCAAAAAAUGAGUUAUUUUUCUUCUUUCUUCCUUUUUUUUUUACCUGAGCAAUCUAUAGAGGAUUAGAGAGCCUGUACUUGUGUAACUGAUCCUUUAGUUCAUUUUGGCUGCUAUCUCAGCCCUGCCAUUGUUAGCAUUGGCUUCAUUCUAGAUUCAUAUUAAUUGAUUAGGAAUGUGAUAGGUCAUUAAUACGGAAUACUUGACCUGGAUAACUGCCUUGGAGUUAAUCCUUUCGUUUGAAUAAAACAAAGACAAAAGUUUACACGGUCUCUCCACGGUUAUUUUGUAGUUUGGAGACGUUUUCUACUCCUUGUAUGAAGAUUACAACUCAGAUUUGGGAAGACAUAGCUAGCUAUCAUAUCCUUAUUGGACAAUGAUGCAUCUCAGCUCUGGAUGCAGGGUUUCUGUUCAUGUCUGAAAUUAACAUGAUGCAGGACUUAGUAAUACAGGACUUUUUCUGUCUUGAUGUAUUUAGAUGAAUUACUUGACAAUGGCAUGCGCGCGCGCGCACGUGCGCAUGUGACCUUUUGUCAACAGAUGGUGAACCAGGUAAAAUGGAAAUGGGGUAUUUUUCCAACUGCCCAUCUGUUUGAUGCAGUUUCCUUGUUGC
Messenger RNA from Diospyros lotus (date-plum), 3901 nucleotides. RefSeq names its product CRC domain-containing protein TSO1-like. Lineage: Eukaryota; Viridiplantae; Streptophyta; Magnoliopsida; Ericales; Ebenaceae. The transcript is spliced from 12 exons. The record is from RefSeq and is a predicted model, not a curated record. Gene Ontology annotation, molecular function: DNA-binding transcription factor activity. Bases 165 to 3110 code for a protein of 981 amino acids.